This is a messenger RNA of Pieris napi, 477 nucleotides long. RefSeq lists its product as uncharacterized. The coding region runs from base 73 to 396 and encodes 107 amino acids. NCBI's taxonomy places the organism in Eukaryota, Metazoa, Arthropoda, Insecta, Lepidoptera, Pieridae. The transcript is spliced from 4 exons. The record is from RefSeq and is a predicted model, not a curated record.
GCUAACUUCAACAAUGUUUAGCACAAUAAGUUACUUAAACCUAAUCGCGCGACCACAGCAGUCACAAAGAAAAUGUUUACGAAAAUUACUCUCCUUAUGAUGGUCUUCUACGUUGUGGCUGCCCACGGACCACCGCGAGAUAGAGACAAUGAAGAUAUCGCUAUGGGGCGGAAGAUGGGUGCCAAAUGGUGCAGCAUGGCCAAAGUAUGCAACCACGACCGUAUACCAAUCUGUGGUGUUAGCCAUGCUGGUGACGUCAUGGGAUUCCGCGAUCUGUGUGACAUGUUCGACUAUAACUGUAUAAGGCGGCGAAAUUAUAAACAGACUGGAUGUCCUCAAGACAAAUCUAUUCUGACUGCAUCUCGUCGACCAACCAACAGCUAUUAUGAUGAUUAAAAAUUGAAUAUUCACCAACUACAAAGUUAAAUAAAUAUGUAUAAGAAAAGUAAAUAAAGUAAUCCCUAUUUUUAUUAACCA